GCAAGCCCGAGGAACUGGCACAGACGGAGGCGGGGAAACAGACUCGCUAUUCAACUUCAACUUAUUAAUUUUAGGGGGAUCAGAUCUCACGAACACUGAACACGACGAAGGCAGGUGUAUUUCUACAGUGGCGAUAUGCGUAAAAGGAUGGGAACGCUGUAUUUUUCAAAGUCUUUGGCGAACGCUCGCUUAUGACCAAAAAAAACAAAAAAAAAAACAACAACAACCAAAAACCCGCGUCCAGAGAAAUUUUGAAGUUGCGGGGAAAUAGUGCUGGCGGACUUACUCGUCACGAUUAAUAUAGCAUAUGAAGAGCUGGGGAAGAGGUUGCUGCACAGCGUCAUGCUGGUGCAUUCAGCGUCCGUUUACCACACCACUUAGCCACGGAACAGCGAGCGCCACGGAGAGAGUGUAUCAGAUUACAACUAAAGGAGAAAGAGACGCCGACCGACUCAUAAAGUGACCGUGGGAAAAUUUAGCACUUCAAGCGAUGGGGUUAUAAGAGCACUAAUAUAUAUAUAUACAUAUAUGUAAAUAUAUAUGUAUAUAUAUACAAUUCUGCGAGCGUUGGGCGAUUGAGAAGGACGGGAUCCUCUUAACGCGGAUUCUCCUAAAAUCGGCCGCUGCAUUCUCAAGUGCGCAAAGCGCUUUUCAUUCGCUCUGCGCUGGUUUUCUAUUUUUUGUUUUUUGUUUUUUUUUUUGUGUGUGUGUGUGUGUGUGUGUGUGUGUGUGUGUGUGCGUGCGUGACAGUUGCUAUAUGGGAAAAGAAUGGCAGACUGAUCUGGUUCCUGAAGACCGCUGGCUCUGCUCUCCGGGUGUUUGAGUUGCACGCCAGGAUGCAGCUCCUCAGAGUUGCGUGGGCUUUAGCGGGAGCGGCAGUCUGCUGCUUUGUUAUUCUUUUGAUCCACUCACGCUUCCUAAAAGAAGGUCAGCUGGCAGCGGGCACCUGUGAGAUCGUCACGCUGGACAGAGACAGCAGCCAGCCGCGGAGGACCAUCGCCCGCCAAACCGCCCGUUGCGCCUGCAGGAGAGGUCAGAUUGCCGGGACGACGAGAGCCAGACCAGCCUGCGUGGAUGCGCGCAUCGUGAAGACCAAGCAGUGGUGUGACAUGGUGCCGUGCCUGGAGGAUGAAGGCUGCGACCUGCUGGCGAACAGGUCAGGCUGGACCUGCACACAGCCCGGGGGCCGUGUGAAGACCACCACGGUGAGCCUCCUCGACCUUCAGCAGAGAGGGGCCUGGGAACUUGAAGCCCCCGGUGACACAGUUCCCCUUAGUGACCAACUGACAUGGAGAGACAUGGGUGUUCAAAACCAAGGCUUAGCAAAACACCAGGGUUUUAAAAUGAUCAGUUCUUCUUGGCAGAAUUAAGACUGCAUACGACCACUGUUGAUAAGGGACAAGAUUUGCUGGUGAAAGGUGAAAAGAGAGUGAUGGGUGGAGAGAUGGAGAGUAAGAUGAAGAAAAACUAAGGGAGAGAGAGAGAGAGAGAGGAGGGUGUGCGGCAAAGCUCUCUGGCACCUGUCUGCUCUGUGAUCUGCGAUUAAAGCUUCUGAUUUUGGACGCAGUCGUUAUGCGCUGCUCUGUCGUGUUUCUUCUGGUCUGUGAACUUCACUAAGACUGGGCACUUCAGUAACACAGCCGUCACCUGCAUGCCGCGUUGUUGUGAAGAAAACAACACCGAUAAACGAGUCAGAGACAGAGGUAUACAGCCAAAUGGACAUAAGGACGUGAAAAUGAAAAAAACAAAGAAAAGUGGCUUUCAAUUUGGAAGCAGGGCCUACCGAUGACACCCUGCCCGUUUACAAAGAGAAAUCCC
Electrophorus electricus (electric eel) is the source of this 1818-nucleotide messenger RNA. RefSeq names its product TAFA chemokine like family member 5a (gene tafa5a). Gene Ontology annotation, molecular function: receptor ligand activity; G protein-coupled receptor binding. Gene Ontology annotation, biological process: G protein-coupled receptor signaling pathway. The record is from RefSeq and is a predicted model, not a curated record. NCBI's taxonomy places the organism in Eukaryota, Metazoa, Chordata, Actinopteri, Gymnotiformes, Gymnotidae.